UCUUCAUUGUUCCCCGCUUUUCAUAUUUUGCUGAAAUUCAGCUCCAAACAGCAAAUGCAGAAUUCAGAGCAAAUGGCACUCUUCUUAUUCCUCCACCAAAGCUAAGAAUGGAUAUCCUUGAAGGUAUGGCUGAAGAGAUCUUCAAAUACACAGCAUAUCCCAGUGACUCCCAAAUUGAAGAGGCUGCUGAAGUUCUGGUGCAUACUCAUCCAUGCUUGAUGCAAAGAGGAACUUGUGCUGGCCAUGAGGGAUGGAAACAGUAUCUAAAGACUAAGGUUGCCAAUUUUCGCACAAAACUUUGCAAGAUUGGACUCCUAGAGGUCAGCAUAAACUCUCUCAAGAACAAGUGCAGAGGUCAAGACAAGGCAGCUGCAAACAUCAAAAAACCACGGAAAGCAGAGGUAAACUUCCUGCCAUCCCUCCCUGGGGGUGAAACAAGAGAGAGUCUUGAAGAUGAACGGGUAGCUCUCUUGACAGAGGUGAAAAAGAGAAACAAUGAAGCUGUGGUCAGGGAGAAAAUGCAGAGGACCUUUUCCUACAGACGUCAGGAGGUUGUCCAUAACGAACCUGUGAUCACUGAAUUUGUAAACAGGUGGCCUGCCUUGUUUACAGUGAGUGAAAUAAAUGCUGAAUUCAUGCGUAUAACAACUUUGCCGCUUCAAGCCAAGUUCUUCGGACAACUUGACCAAUACACAGCUAACUUGAUCAAGAUCUUCAACAGCAGAGGCGGGGCUGCUGGAAAGAAGAUCCGAUUGCUCAUGGCUCCGAUAGCUAAGGCAAGUGCAUUAAACUGUUGCAUUACUUAACUAAGUAAAAUCUGUCUUUCAGUCUAACACUUGGUUGAGAAGGGUUACUAUAUUAUUAAAACUGGAAUUUUUAAAUGGAAUUUCACAAAGUUUUAUACAAAUCAAUAUAUAACUCUGAGGAUGUUUUCACAGCAGUAGUUUGGUU
This is a messenger RNA of Sphaeramia orbicularis (orbiculate cardinalfish), 951 nucleotides long. RefSeq lists its product as uncharacterized. Lineage: Eukaryota; Metazoa; Chordata; Actinopteri; Kurtiformes; Apogonidae. Bases 108 to 806 code for a protein of 232 amino acids. The transcript has 2 exons. The record is from RefSeq and is a predicted model, not a curated record.